AUGAGUAUGUGGCUAGUGUCUGUCCCGAAUGAGAAUAACAACUCAUCUGAGAUGACUUUUCUAUCGCUUAAGGCAGUAACUGCUUCUAGUCGUCAUGAUUAUGCUGAAUGCGUUCGUGUGGAGCUACCAUCAGAUCUUCUUGUAGGAACACUGGACUCUCUUAUGGCUCUGAGUGAUGAGUUGAGCCGUGUAGAUAUGGUUGUUGAGAGUGUUGUGCGCAAGAUUGAGCGUCAAUUUCGCGAACUAAAUAAAAGCGACCAAGUACUGACAGUAGAUGGAGUGCCGGUGGAGCGCUAUUUGAGCUUUUUCUCCUGGGACGAGGCCAAGCAUCCUCACCGUCGACCACUGCCGGAGAUUGUGAGCAUUAUACAGUCGUCAGUUGGCAAGAUUGAAGAGGAGUUGAAGCAAUUGAGCACACAUUUUGCCGAGAAGAAACAACAGCUUAAUGGUUUGCAGCGUAAAAAGGGAGGCAACCUGAUGGUGGCAAAUUUAAACGACGUGCUGACGCCUGACAUCGUCUCCACAACCGACUUUCUCAACACCGAGUACCUGCAGACGUUGGUGGUGGUCGUGCCAAAGAGCUUAGAAGAGCAGUGGUUGCUGGAAUAUGCACAGAUCGGCGACCAAAUUGCAGAGUAUGGCCCUAGUAGCUCUCGUGGUAAUGUGCGAGGGCCUCCAGUGGUGCCUGGGUCAUCGCGCAAAUUAAUGGAAGAAGGUGACUCCGCCGUUUACACGGUGACGCUGCUGAAAGGCCAAUAUCAACCGGGGUUUGUGGACAAGGAAGGCAACUAUGAGCCUGGAACCACUUUGGACUACAUUGAAGAUUUUAAAAAGCGGGCCAAGGAGAAGCGGUUUAUUGUGCGGGAGUUUAACUUCGACCCUACAAGCCACGCGUCCAACGAAGAAGCUAUAGCCGAGAUGGAAGUAGAGGUGGAUCAGCUGUGGUCUGCGCUCAUUCGUUGGUGCAAGGCGCACUUUGGAGAGACAUUCAUUGCAUGGAUGCACAUUAAGGUCAUUCGUGUCUUUGUAGAGUCCGUGCUUCGCUAUGGCCUGCCCGUAAACUUUGUUAUUCUAAUGUACAAGCCCCACGACGGCAAGGAAAAGAAGUUGCGCUCCAUGUUGUCAAAGAAAUACGCGCAUUUACAGCCGGCACAGUUCUCUGGUCUUGAAGAGGGCACUUCAGGUUCAUCACAAGUUGAGUAUUUUCCGUACGUCACAAAUUCCUUCCACCCGCUUAGCAUGACGUAG
Peronospora belbahrii is the source of this 1248-nucleotide messenger RNA. Lineage: Eukaryota; Oomycota; Peronosporomycetes; Peronosporales; Peronosporaceae. The record is from the annotation of a GenBank genome assembly.